This is a messenger RNA of Drosophila busckii, 386 nucleotides long. RefSeq lists its product as uncharacterized. NCBI's taxonomy places the organism in Eukaryota, Metazoa, Arthropoda, Insecta, Diptera, Drosophilidae. The transcript has a single exon. Bases 1 to 315 code for a protein of 104 amino acids. The record is from RefSeq and is a predicted model, not a curated record.
AUGCGACUUGCUGCAUUUCUUUUGCUGAGCUGCUUGAGCUGCGCCUUGGUGCUGGCAUUUCCUGCUGAUCAGGCUGCAAUUGCUGCUGCUGCAGCUGCUGACAUUGCUGACGCUGCUACCGAGAUCCCAGCUGCUCAGCUACGUGAGCCGCGUCAUUUGCUAAAGAAACUCUUCGAGCCGCAGGUGAUAGUGCAGCCGAUUAUUGUGCAGCCGCCGGCGCAUCAGCGUCCCUAUUAUCCGUAUGGGGGAGAAGGACGUGGAUAUGGCGGCUAUGGCGACUAUGGCUACAAGCGGCCAUACGACUAUUGGCACUAACUUUAAAAUUUAAAGCAGCAAAUGUUUGCGCUUGGGCGCCCAUUGACAUUGGCUGGCUAAUUAGCCAGCCC